AUGCUCAAGUCCAUCUUGGACAGUAAAGUGGUACCAAGUAGUUUCAACUCUCAAGUUGUGUUGGCUGCACUGGUUAGCCUGUGUACAGCUGGUGCCGUGCAACUUGUUUCCCCCAAUGGCGGACAAAGAUUCAGAAGGGGUGUCGUUCUGUACCAUGCUCCUAGGUACCUCGCCCCAGCGGCGGCUCCAGCGUACGCCUAUGUAAAGAAAAGCCAUGGAGAGCACGUGUUACACGGAAAAGUGGAACAUCACCACAAACACACAGGCCACGUAGCUCACAUACACAAACAUACUGGUCACAAGAAACACAGCCACAAGCAUCACGGAGGGCAUGAACACUCUCAUAAGCACCACGGCCAUCACGAGCACGGGCAUAAACACCACGGGGGUCACAAGCAUUCCCACAAACACCACGGACACGGCGAGCAUCACCACAAACACAAGGGAAGCGGGAAACACAAGCACAAGCAUCACGGACACGGGAGUCAUAAACACGACCACCACGCACACCACGACCACGGCCACAAACACCACGGACAUCAUGACCAUGGUCAUAAACACCAUGGACAUGGUGACCACAAGCAUCACCACCACGGAUCACACGGACACGACCACAAGCAUCAUGGGCACCAUGAACAUGGACACAAGCACCACGGAGAGGCGUCUCACCACCACAAACACCACGGAUCCCACGGGCAUGAUCACAAACAUCACGGACACCACGAACAUGGACACAAACAUCAUGGGGGUCACAAACACGAACACAAACAUCAUGGAGAACACGGCCAUGGACACAAACACCACGGCCAUCAUGAUCACGGCCACAAACACCACGGCCACGGUGAACACGGCCACAAACAUCACGGGCACCACGAACACGGACAUAAACACCACGGACAUUACUCACACAAACAUGGACAUGGACAUCACGAUCAUGACGCAGCAUAUAGUAAUCGCCACGAUAUUAUUGAAAGGAAGUCCAGUGAUGAUAGCUUUUUUGACUCUGUUGAGGACAUAAUUAGCAAAAAAUGA
Messenger RNA from Macrosteles quadrilineatus (aster leafhopper), 1032 nucleotides. RefSeq names its product histidine-rich glycoprotein-like. The record is from RefSeq and is a predicted model, not a curated record. The transcript has 3 exons. Bases 1 to 1032 code for a protein of 343 amino acids. NCBI's taxonomy places the organism in Eukaryota, Metazoa, Arthropoda, Insecta, Hemiptera, Cicadellidae.